AUGGAGGCCAAAUUCAAGCAAGAAAUCCAGCAGCUGAAGACCGCAAACGAUCUUGCCAGCCGUCGCGGCUCCCGCGUGUUCUCCAACAACGACCUUAUCUUUCAGUUCCGCCACGACACCGCCCGCGUAGAACGUCUGCGCACCUUUCUCACCUGGAAAGCCAUCCGCAAGACCGUCAAAGAUUCGGACGACAAGGAGGGCUUCGUCGAUGAAGCAGACAUGGAAGAAGCCGCGCCUACUGAAGAGACCCCCGCAGCCAAAGGCAAGUUCCCCACCGUCUCCCUUCCGUGGGAUGUGUCUUCGUUCUUCUCCGAGCAGGUCGCAGAGGCGCCGGAGGACAUCACCGACAUCACCAGCAGUGAGGCCGCACUGGAGAAGUUGCGCAAGAACGACGAGCGGACGAGGGACAUGACCGUCGCCGAGUAUGCCACUUGGUCCGAGUACCGCCACGCAUCGCUUACCUACCGCAAGGCCAAGCGCUUCAGGGACUGGUGUGGGCUGGGGGUCAUCGCGGAGAACAAGCCUAACGACGAUGUCAUGGAUAUCCUGGGCUUCUUGACUUCCGAGAUGGUGCAAAGCCUUACAGCCGAGGCGUUGAAGGUGCAGGCCCAGGAGCUAGCGUAUCUCGAUGGCCAAGUCGGUGCCGAGAGAGUGCAGAAGCGGCAAAGGGGCUUGUUUUCGGAACUUGAAGGGGCGAGAAAGCCGGUUGAGUUGAGACAUGUGAGGAUGGCUUUUCAAAGGUUGCAAGGACGGCCGAAGAAGAGUCGAGCGUUGUUGAAUGGGACAAGACUUGCGUGGAAAUCUGGACUGAAGCUGCUUUAA
Messenger RNA from Colletotrichum siamense, 822 nucleotides. RefSeq names its product SAGA complex subunit spt3 (gene spt3-0). Bases 1 to 822 code for a protein of 273 amino acids. Lineage: Eukaryota; Fungi; Ascomycota; Sordariomycetes; Glomerellales; Glomerellaceae. Gene Ontology annotation, molecular function: transcription coregulator activity. The record is from RefSeq and is a predicted model, not a curated record. Gene Ontology annotation, cellular component: SAGA complex. The transcript is spliced from 3 exons. Gene Ontology annotation, biological process: transcription by RNA polymerase II.